Messenger RNA from Anopheles coluzzii, 1345 nucleotides. RefSeq names its product elongation factor Ts, mitochondrial (gene mEFTs). The record is from RefSeq and is a predicted model, not a curated record. The coding region runs from base 209 to 1090 and encodes 293 amino acids. The transcript has 2 exons. Gene Ontology annotation, molecular function: protein binding; translation elongation factor activity. Gene Ontology annotation, biological process: mitochondrial translational elongation. Lineage: Eukaryota; Metazoa; Arthropoda; Insecta; Diptera; Culicidae. Gene Ontology annotation, cellular component: mitochondrial matrix.
UUGUGCAAAAGAAUCGCACGAAAAGAACAAACACAAGAACGAGCAUUUCGUAAACAUUCGACACACUUUCUGCGAUUUCUCCAAAUUAAGUGCAAGAUUGCGACCCCCCUGGGCACGGUGUGUGUUUGUGUUGCCAGCGCGGGGAACUGAAUGCAAACCAGGCGCUACCGGUACCGGUCCCUCCCACCCAUCACGCUUUAUUGAAACGAUGGGUGAACCGAUAGUACUCAUCCUGUCGGCGGACGCCACCGUCCAGCCGGAAAGCAUUGUCGAGCGGAUCCGCAAGCACACAAACGGCCAGGACCGUAUCACGCUCGGCGAUGCGCCAGAAUCGAUCGGCUUCCCCUACCAGAUACACACCAAGUAUUACGAUACGCAGGUGGUGCUGUGUGCGCACGGUUCCGCCGACCUGUCCACAGUGCCCAGUGCAAUACUUAAUCGCACGGAGGGCAUGCUGAUCUACUUCGAUGCGAAGGAUCGCACGUUUCUCGACCGGCUGCCGGCGUACGGGGCGUUCGUGCAGCAGCACGAGAUCGAGUUUGGCAUACUGCUCUGCUCGACGCUGCAGGAAAGCAGCGCGGACGGUGUGACGUACGCGGAGGCCAAGAGCCAGUGCACCGUGCUGGACGUGAUAGAGCUCGAACCGAGCGCCGAGGACGAGGCGGAAGGAAGCGAGGAGGUGGCGGGGGCGGUGGAAGCGACCGGGGUGGACGAGCUGAUACAGGCGAUGCAUAAUUACAUCUGGUCCAAUGUGAACAUACACCGGGGGAGCAGGAGCGCAGCGGUGCCGGAUGGGGAUGGGUCGGCUUUGUUGCCUUCCGCCAACCCGGGGAAUGAUGAUGGCGCUGGUGGUGGUGGUGGUGGUGGUGGUGUUGGUGAAGAGGAAGACGAUGAUGGUCCGAUAACGGAGGAGGAGGAACGGAUAAUCGAAGCCGAACUGAACGGGUUCGAGCGACUGCUGACGGAGGUGAUGAACUUCCAGCCAAACACCAGCAACUGGACGCGCAACGAGCGGCUAAUGUACGCGGAAGAGCUGGCGGAGAUGUUUGACGAAAUGUUCGAGGAGGACGACGGUGUCGGGCAUCCUUAAAGAGGUUCCUUUUUCGCUUGAACCUUAGCUUAAGUGCGCAUUCCGCGAUACAAACGCGAGAACUCAUCUGAAGUAUUGUUUAAGGGUGUUUUACUUUUUUACUUCUGUUGGCAUUUACUGUCCCUCCAACUAUGAACUUUGUAUGCUCCCUACAUGUAUCAUUGCGUUGAAUUGAUCUAUUUUUUACCAAUCAACAGCUAGCGACUGUGUUACUAUUGAAGAAUAAAUUCUUUUGAAUCUGUAUAAUCAGGAUAA